CGAAAGGCAUGGCGUCGAGGCCGAUCUGUCGAUCAAACGUUUCGUACGGUUUCGUUUUAAAAUAAAAAUGUACAAGACUUGAUUGAUUCUUUACAGAGUUUUCGUAAAACCAACGUUCGAUCGAUGGAGAAUAGCUUCGAUUUAUAUGACGCGAUUUAAUACGCAAAACAAUUUAAGAAACGAGCAAUAUCUUAUCGCCAAUAGGUUUUUCUUAUCGUCCCUUCGAUCAAUGCUCGAGAAAUCAAAAUCAAACAUAAUAUGGCCGAUCCGACAAUACAAACGUUCUGUUGUCAUCAUUCUAACAGAACGGAUAUGGCAAUCGUGAUAAUGCAAGAAUUUAACACGGACGCAUACAACUCGGUGUGCAUGCUCUCUUCUGCUAUAGGCAUCCUAGGUGCAGUUUAUCAAAUACUACCAAGGGAAACGUCUAGUCUUCCUCACCGAUGGCAAAGCUUUUCUUCUUCUAGAGGGAGGGAGAUCAUUAUGUGGCUCGCAACUGCUGACCUCUUGGCAUCCCUAGGUGUAUUUAUUAGAUCUGCUCUCUGGAUGAAUUUCAAGUCUAUAAUGCCAAUGGAAGACGAUACUUCCAGUGUUGUCUUCUGUGCUCUUUCAUCGGCCUGGACACAAUACUUUUACAUGGCAACAUGGAUCUGGACACUGUGCUAUGCAAUAGACAUGAAACUCCUCCUUGGUGAUCGAUCUGGACAUCCUACAUGCUACCAUGCCUUUGCAUGGAUAUGUCCAGCAAUUCUGACCACAUUUGGUUUGGCAAUCUUGUACAUACCAAAUGCAAACUGCCACAAUUUAACAUCUCUGUCCACUGCCAUAUUACGUAUUCUGCCAAACUAUUGUGCUACUUAUGUACUAUUAACAGUGGUAAUGAUAGUAAAUCCCGUAUUAUACUUCGCUUCAACGCGUGACCUUCAAACAGCCGUUAGUUGUAGUUUGGCGCAAAUAACGGGCAGAGAAAGGAAACUGGUGCAGACCAUAAAACUGAAAUUCGCGUUGACUAACGUUGUAUAUUACUUGUGUUGGUUACCGAAUUUAAUCAACGGAAUAUUACUAUGGACUUUAUGGUUCCAAUUACCGAUUAAAGCUAUCAUCACCCUAUGGUAUAUAAUGGCUGUUACAAAUCCUCUGCAAGCGUUCUUUAAUGCAUUGGUAUACAAACGAUGGGGCAAAACGGAAAAAUUUCGACUCGAAUGUUGCCAAAUGUUGGGGAGUUUUAACAUAAGUCAAAUCGGAAAAGGAAACACGGGUGUGCGAUUAACCGAAUCGUCGCCACUGUUAAAUCCAAAAUAUGGCUGCCCGCCGCAUACGAGCAUAAACGGAUCUUCGUCGUUUUAAAGUUAUAAAUUUAUUAACGCGUCAGCCUUUUACUGCCUUACGAAGUUCUUAAAGGAAGUUUAUAUUUUUAUAACCCGCUCAAUCGUUCGUUGCAAUAUGAACACGUUUGACAAGAAUAACGCUAGACAUUAAUAUUUACUUAUAAGCAUUGCAUGUAUAUAUACAUAUAUGCAUCGAAUUGAUUUUUUAACGCUUUACGAAUGUAUCUGAACGU
This is a messenger RNA of Hylaeus volcanicus, 1561 nucleotides long. RefSeq names its product G-protein coupled receptor 143-like. NCBI's taxonomy places the organism in Eukaryota, Metazoa, Arthropoda, Insecta, Hymenoptera, Colletidae. Gene Ontology annotation, molecular function: L-DOPA receptor activity; L-DOPA binding; L-tyrosine binding. The record is from RefSeq and is a predicted model, not a curated record. Bases 259 to 1347 code for a protein of 362 amino acids. Gene Ontology annotation, biological process: regulation of calcium-mediated signaling; melanosome organization; G protein-coupled receptor signaling pathway. The transcript is spliced from 6 exons. Gene Ontology annotation, cellular component: plasma membrane; melanosome membrane.